Hyposmocoma kahamanoa is the source of this 483-nucleotide messenger RNA. Its product is annotated as protein Asterix. The coding region runs from base 114 to 440 and encodes 108 amino acids. The record is from RefSeq and is a predicted model, not a curated record. Gene Ontology annotation, biological process: protein insertion into ER membrane. Gene Ontology annotation, molecular function: protein folding chaperone. Gene Ontology annotation, cellular component: endoplasmic reticulum membrane. The transcript is spliced from 4 exons. NCBI's taxonomy places the organism in Eukaryota, Metazoa, Arthropoda, Insecta, Lepidoptera, Cosmopterigidae.
UAUCUCGAAUUCAGAAUUCACCGUUAAACUUAGUUGAAUCCAGUAUAUUAUUUUACUACCACUGUAAUUACAAAGCAUCAAUUAUUUGUGGGCCAGUUCUCAAAACGCAAAAGAUGCAAUUGACAUCAGAUCCUCGUCGCGCGGAUCGCGAGCGUCGUUUUAAACCGCCGCCACCAACAUCUGCUCCAGCCGAGGACCUCACAACAGACUACAUGAACAUUUUAGGGAUGGUAUUCUCAAUGUGUGGACUAAUGAUGAGACUUAAAUGGUGCGCAUGGACAGCUGUCUUCUGUUCUAGCAUUAGUUUUGCUAAUUCUAGAGUUUCUGAUGACACUAAACAGAUUGUGAGCUCCUUCAUGCUAUCGAUAUCUGCAGUGGUCAUGUCCUAUUUACAAAAUCCUGCGCCCAUGUCACCACCUUGGGCUGCCCUUACUACUUAAAUUAUAUAUAUAUUACUGAUGUUAAUUUAUGUAUAAAGCAAUU